AUGUUGGAGGUCGAGGCUCUGCUGGUGAACUGGUCUGGUCCGGAUCUGUCUGGUUUCGGGGAGUUGGUUCUGGAAGGUUCUUUCCGCGUCCACCGGGUGAAGAAGGAGCGAGCGUUUUUCCUCUUCGACCGAAUGCUCCUCAUCGCCAAGAAACGCCUCGACCACUUCGUCUACAGCACGCACAUCUUUUGCUGUAACCUUCUGCUGGUGGAGACUCUGAAGGAUCCUCUGUGCUUCAAGAUCUCAGACCAGAGCAUCCCCAAACAGCAGCACAUCGUACAGACCAAGAACCAGGAGGAGAAAAGACUGUGGGUCCACUACCUCAAGAGACUCAUCAUAGAAAACCACCCAGCGUCACUGCCCCAGAAGGCCCGACAGGUUCUGGGAGACAACUUCUGCCAAACUCCUCAGUUCCAGCAGGAGGCGCUGAAGUCCUGCUCCUCUCCCAGACUGGAGGAUCUGCACAACUUCCACAGAGGAAGGAGACAGUCCGAGCCACAGGAGGCGCUGUCCUUCACCCCCGAGAAGAGCAGGAAGAGUCUUCCUCUGCUGCUGGACGGAAACCUCCCGCUACGACGCAGCCGCCGCCAGUCAGCUCCUGCCAAAGACAUCGAGGCGGCGUUUCAUCACCGUGAGUCUCCACGACGACCACAAACAUAACACACUACUGUUUCACAUGUGCUCAUACACACACAUGUGAAUGUGCUCAUACAUACACACACAUGUGAAUGUGCUCAUAUACAAACACACACAUGUGAAUGUGCUCAUAUACAAACACACACAUGUGAAUGUGCUC
Messenger RNA from Boleophthalmus pectinirostris (great blue-spotted mudskipper), 796 nucleotides. RefSeq names its product pleckstrin homology domain-containing family G member 3-like. NCBI's taxonomy places the organism in Eukaryota, Metazoa, Chordata, Actinopteri, Gobiiformes, Gobiidae. The transcript is spliced from 8 exons. The record is from RefSeq and is a predicted model, not a curated record. Bases 1 to 660 code for a protein of 219 amino acids.